This is a messenger RNA of Rhopalosiphum padi (bird cherry-oat aphid), 1259 nucleotides long. RefSeq lists its product as uncharacterized. Lineage: Eukaryota; Metazoa; Arthropoda; Insecta; Hemiptera; Aphididae. The record is from RefSeq and is a predicted model, not a curated record. The transcript has 4 exons. Bases 545 to 1141 code for a protein of 198 amino acids.
AAAGUAUAUCUUUAUUCGUGCUCAUGAAUAUUAGAGAAUUCUCUAAUGUUCAUGUUCGUACUGCAUGUCAAGAAUUCAAGAUCACGAUUAAAAAUUGUACAAUCGUUUCAUUUCCCGGUAAUCAUAAUAUUGUGUUAUCAGUUAUCACUGAACCAUUCAACACGAUCAUCACGGACUCCAUCAUUUUUUACCCGCGCUUUUUAGCUCGUUCGAGAUACGACGACGAAAUCGGAAUAUUAGAAUACUAGAUUCUGAAAGAGUUGUGAAUUUGUGAUUCGUGGUCUGUCAUCUGCAUUGCGUUUUUUCUGCUUGUUUUAUAUAACCAGUAAUUAUUUUUUCUUACGAAUUUCCCAAUAUUAAUUAAUGAUAAUAUUACAUGGUCGUACACUUACUAAGUUACGAAUACUAUAUAAGAUAUAUUAAUAUAUAUAGCUUGAUUCGUACCAACUCAUUAGAUCUUUGACUAAUCGUACUUACUUUGUUUUGAUGACAGAAUCAUAGUUUAAAACCAAUUGUUUUCGUUUUUUAUUUAAUUUCUGGAACCAUGUCUAAGCACCUUGUUGACAUGGCAUCCAAGCAAAAAGACGUCAUGUUUAAUAUGUUGUCAUUAAAGCACAAGUUAUUGAUCCCAGAAAAAGAAUGUGAAAAAUGUGAACAAUAUACUAAAGAUUGGUUGAUUAUUAACGUCUGUCAUCAUUUACUCUGUAUAAAUUGUGCAAACAUUCAGGACGGUACAAACUGUUGUCAAAUAUGCAAUAUCACAUUCGAUCCAAAUACACAAGUCAGUACAGUUACUGAAAUGAAAAUAGCGUUUUCUCAAGUUGAAGAUCUAGUGUGGAAAGUAAUUGCAUUAGAGAAUGGAACAUUGGACGAAUUAUAUCCCGAUGAAGAAUUUAAUAACAAAAACAAACCAGAUAUGAUUCAUAUAAACUCAAUUAAAUCUUCAAUGCAAAACCAUUUGUAUAGCCAAAAUAAUGAAUCUAACAGAGAUUCUAAUUUAAGUUUAUCUCAAUCAUCAGUAGAUCUAUUUGAAGAAACCGAGGACAUUGAAGUUCCAGAACAAGAAAAAGAUAAUCAUCAGUCUAAUGGAUCUGUUUCUAUUGGUGUUAAUUCUGAUAAAAACGAUGAACUGGUAAAAUAGAAUUUUCUAUUAAACCUAUAGGUGAUAAAUUAUCAUAUGAUACAGUUUUAACAUUUUUGUUUUUUAUUUGAUAAUAAUAUGUUCUUAACAGAUUUGUAAAAUAGUAUCUAAUUGAUCA